Molecule: messenger RNA, 666 nt
Organism: Mesorhabditis belari
Lineage: Eukaryota; Metazoa; Nematoda; Chromadorea; Rhabditida; Rhabditidae
Source: the annotation of a GenBank genome assembly
AUGCCCGACGAUCAAAUAGCAGCAUCGAUUUUGGGGACAAAAGAUUUCUGGGACAAUCACUAUAAUCAGGAGUUAAAGAAUUUCAAAGAACAUCAUGAUAAUCAAGGAGAGAUUUGGUUUGGAAAAUCGGCGGAAAAUCGAAUUCUGAAAUAUUUUGACGCAAAAAAUAUCCCCAAAACCCAACAAAUAAUAGAUUUUGGUUGCGGAAAUGGUAGCUUGCUUAGACGAUUGUUUUCGAAAGGGUAUGGCAACUUGUUUGGCGUUGAUUAUUCUUUAGCAUCAAUAGAACUUUCAAAAAAGAUUGCUGAAGAUGUGAAAGCAAAAGUCGAUUUCCAGGUAUUAGAUUUGUUAGCGCCUUCUCAGGAGCAAUUCAGGGGGCAAUUCGACAUUGUUCUUGAUAAAGGCACGCUCGAUGCGUUACUUCUCUGUGAACUCGAUGAACGACAGAACAGACUCAAAGCCUAUGUUAGCUCUGUGAUACGUGCUCUAGAAUCUUCAGGCAAAUUUAUCGUAGUCAGCUGCAACUUCACGAGAGACGAAUUGGUCGAUAUGUUGACUCCUCUAGGAUUACAAUUCGAAGAGGAAUUACCCAAUCAAUCGACUUUUACUUUUGGCGGGAAAGUUGGAAACACGACCACGGCAGCUGUAUUCUCAAGAACUUGUCUG